Messenger RNA from Glycine soja, 1520 nucleotides. Its product is annotated as protein ABIL2-like. The transcript has 10 exons. The record is from RefSeq and is a predicted model, not a curated record. Bases 315 to 1295 code for a protein of 326 amino acids. NCBI's taxonomy places the organism in Eukaryota, Viridiplantae, Streptophyta, Magnoliopsida, Fabales, Fabaceae.
AUUCUGCGGAUUCCUCAGCCAAUGUUCCGACGUGCUCUCCUCUCCCUCUCUUCUCUCUUCUCCAACUGUACAUGUUACAAAACCUGACCUGUCUCUUUCCUUUUCUUUUGUCAAAAACCCAACACCUAACCGUUUUGGUGAGUGCUGUAGUGAAGGGGCAUCACACAGUGUCUUUUCUUUGACCUUUUGGUUUCCAAUGGGAACUGGAUUUCCACACUUUCACUUUCCAUACUCCUCCUAUUGAGCACUAUAAUAGCACCAACCAACUUGUUCAAAAGGACUACAAGGUGGUCCUUCUUCCUUUACUUUCAUUCAUGGGAAAGGUCACAACUUCUGCAACCCAGCCUGUAUCUCAAGAAGCUUCCAAUUAUGAUGAGGUUUUUAUGCAGCAGAGCUUGCUCUUUGAUGAUAGUCUGAAGGAUUUGAAGAAUCUGAGAGCACAAUUAUAUUCAGCAGCUGAAUAUUUUGAACUCUCAUACUCCAACGAUGACCAAAAACAAGUAGUGGUAGAAACAUUGAAGGAUUAUGCCAUCAAAGCUCUUGUAAAUACAGUGGACCAUUUAGGUUCUGUGACCUACAAAGUAAAUGAUUUGUUGGAUGAGAAAGUCGUUGAAGUUUCUGUAGCAGAACUACGGGUGUCUUGUAUUGAACAGAGAAUAAAAACGUGCCAUGAGUAUAUGGAUCAUGAGGGACGUACCCAACAGUCAUUGGUGAUCAGUACUCCAAAAUAUCAUAAGCGUUAUAUCUUGCCAGUUGGGGAGACCAUGCAUGGUGCCAACCGCACAAAGUCAAAACAUGUGGGGUACAACCUAGAUGACGAAGAUGAAUGGCCUAACUUUAGGAAUGCUGUUCGAGCUACUAUCAGAGAAACACCACCAUCUACAGCAAGAAGAGGGCGCUCCCCAUCACCAUCUUUACAACCUCAGAGAUCUGGAGCUUUUUCAUUCACUUCGACCAUGCCUAAAAAAGAUUUAGAGAGGCGAUCGGUUUCACCAUACCGGUUCCCCCUUCUACGCACUGGAUCUCGGUCAUCAAGUAGGCCUACAACACCUAAAAUAAGCAGACCAACCACUCCAAAUCCAAGCAGACCCACCACACCAAAUCCUUCUAAUGCAACACAAAGGUACCCUUCAGAGCCGCGCAAAUCAUCUUCAAUGCGAUUAUCCGCAGAAAGAGACCAUGGCAAAGAACUAGAACAAUACCCCAGUAAGAGUAAACGUCUCCUGAAGGCCUUACUAAGCCGGCGCAAGUCUAAGAAGGAUGACAUGCUAUACACAUACUUGGACGAGUACUGAUACUAUAAAACCUAUAGAAAGCAAGGGAAACAAGUCAAUUUUGCUUGCUAGUUUGAUAGGUUGCACUUUGUCAUUUAAAAUGAACGUUUAUACGGUAAUUUUCUUUUAUCUGUAUUUUAAAUUAAGUGUAACUAAGCACACAAAAUUAUGAUGUGUGAUAAUGUAAUAGUUCAAGCUUUAUUUUCAAGAUGAAUGUUAUAUAAUCGAGUAAAUUUGGCUUCAUUU